AGAAGGUUGAUCCGAUAUUUUUUAAAAAGGUGCAAUGGAACGGAAAUUAUCUAUUAAUUUCCUCUUAUAAUGGCGAUUUAGUGAAUGUAUUCUGUUUGGAAAAUUCUAGAAAUAAUCAACCUUCAACUAUUUUAUCAAUUCAAGAAGAAUUGGAGUUGGCUAUCAGACAUGAAGACAGUAGUGACAAUGAAGAAAACAAUUAUGAAGCAAACUUGGAUUAUUUGCAUAGAAUAUUAGAUAAGACUAAAAUGCUUUUAGAAGAAUCACGCAACAAACCCAAAGGACAUUUAUGGCUAAAAAACGUUCGUUCAAACUUUAAAUCAUUAGAAAAAAUGAAUAAUGAUAUUACGGCAUUAAAUAAUU
Messenger RNA from Dentiscutata erythropus, 363 nucleotides. The record is from the annotation of a GenBank genome assembly. NCBI's taxonomy places the organism in Eukaryota, Fungi, Glomeromycota, Glomeromycetes, Diversisporales, Gigasporaceae.